AUGACUGGGGAGAAUGAGAUGGUGAAGAAUCUGAAAGCCUCCAGUUCUUCCUCCUUUGUGGCCCGCCCCUUGCCCUAUUUCACUGACAGGGCAGGGGCAAGGGUGUCCUCCGGAAGUCGUCUUCUCUUAGGGUUCCUUACUGGCGGCUUGGGGACUCCAUCUCCCGUCUUCCACGGGGGAAACCUGACCUCUUACGCCUGCGCUCUGCGUACUUUCCCGCCCUCCCCGUUUCUCUUCCCCCCUUCCCCUCCCCCCUACCCCCCCCACCGCUUCGCCUGCCGCGGUCGGGUCCGCGGCCUUCGCUGCGCGGCUUUGCUGCUGCCGCCGCCGCCCCUGGGAGCAACUUCUCCCUCUCCCUCCCCAGCCCCGGCCCGGGUGCGUGGAGACGCGAGGGCCCUCCCCAGAGAAGCCCUAAGCUCCGGAGCCUCUGGAAAGGGGCUGAGGGACACGGGACGGCCCUUGGAGGGGGUAGUCCAGGGAACCGGCCCCUGCGAAGUUGGCUGGGGGCCCGGCCUCCUAGGGGGGAGGAGAGGGCCCUCUGGGCAGUUGAUGGGGCCCGCUGACGUAAAGAUGAGUAGCUCGAGGAAGUAAUGGAUCUCAUGGUUCUGUGGGCUAUCGUGCAAUGAAUUCUUCUGUGAGGUGGAUGAAGACUAUAUCCAGGACAAGUUCAACCUCACUGGGCUUCAAUGAACAGGUGCCCCCUAUAGGCAGGCACUAGACAUGAUCCUCGACUUGGAACCUGAUGAGGAGUUGGAGGACAACCCCAACCAGAGUGACCUGAUCGAGCAGGCAGCCGAGAUGCUGUAUGGACUGAAUUCAUGCCCGCUACAUCCUCACAAAACCGUGGCAAUCGCCCAGAUGUUGGAAAAAUACCAGCAGGGAGACUUUGGCUAUUGUCCCCGUGUAUAUUGUGAAAACCAGCCCAUGUUGCCCAUUGGACUGUCAGACAUACCAGGUGAGGCCAUGGUGAAGCUGUACUGCCCCAAGUGCAUGGAUGUUUACACCCCCAAGUCGUCCAGGCACCACCACACAGAUGGUGCUUACUUUGGCACUGGCUUUCCCCACAUGCUCUUCAUGGUGCAUCCUGAGUACAGGCCCAAACGGCCUGCCAACCAAUUUGUGCCCAGGCUGUAUGGCUUCAAGAUCCACCCUAUGGCCUAUCAACUGCAGCUUCAGGCAGCCAGCAACUUCAAGAGCCCUGUCAAGACCAUCCGCUGACUUGUCUCCUCCCCUUCCCCCAAACACCUCAGGCUGUGACACCAUUCCCUUCCCCUCUCCCCCCAGUACACACACACACACACACACACCUUUCCAGAACCCCUAAUGGUUUUUAGUUUAAAUUAAGAAGAAGUCAUUAUUGUGGUGGUGUGGUGGGAGUAUGAAAUAAAGUGGAGGAAAAGGCA
Dromiciops gliroides (monito del monte) is the source of this 1403-nucleotide messenger RNA. It is a transcript of the gene CSNK2B, whose product is annotated as casein kinase 2 beta. Gene Ontology annotation, molecular function: protein kinase regulator activity. NCBI's taxonomy places the organism in Eukaryota, Metazoa, Chordata, Mammalia, Microbiotheria, Microbiotheriidae. The record is from RefSeq and is a predicted model, not a curated record. Gene Ontology annotation, cellular component: cytoplasm; protein kinase CK2 complex.